Molecule: messenger RNA, 1119 nt
Organism: Darwinula stevensoni
Lineage: Eukaryota; Metazoa; Arthropoda; Ostracoda; Podocopida; Darwinulidae
Source: the annotation of a GenBank genome assembly
CCCUUUCCAUCAUCUUGUGGCUAACACGAGGUACUCGGGCUUAUGGGCGAUAAUGUUAAAAAAUUAGCUCGCCUGAAGAUCCUCCUCAAACGUCAUAUGAUCAACAUCGACGCAUUGCUUGAUUCAUUAACAGUGUGUGGCCUAAUUACAUUGCAAGAAGAACGGGAAGUGAGAACGAUUGGAAAGAAAACUGAUCAGAUCAACAAACUUAUCUUCAUCCUCAGUGAAAGUAACCUCCAGUCAAACUUCGAUAAACUUGUCGAGAUUCUAAAGGAAAUAGGAAGAAGUGAUAUCACAGAAGAACUUGAAAAUGACUCCAACGCACCGAAAGAUCCUGGCGGCGGUCCCACGGAAAACACUAGGAAUGAUAGCAUAAUUCAUCAAAUAUCCUCAGAGACAUGUGAGCAAACGGAACCACUAUGUGAAAUCAUUCAAGAGUAUUGGGAUCAAAUGAUCUCCUGCUUGAAUGUUCAAGGGGUCUUUACGCAUCUCGUGAAGUCUGGAGUGCUUCAAAACCGGGAUGAGAAAGAAAUCAAUACCCCUCAGAAGGAGGAGGAGAAGAGAGUAAUUCUUCUGAUGAAAAUACUGACAAAAAUUGAUUUCAGCAAAUUUGAAAAGUUCCUAGAGGCACUAGCAGCUUCUGGGCAAAAAGAUUUGUCAGAACUGCUUUCGUUACAAUCGAGGAGGCGACAACCUGAUCCCUCAAGCGUCCUUGGGAGCGGAUGUUCCAUUCGCCCGUUGAACGACAUCGUUGAUGGCAAUUGUUCCGAGCCGCUGGCCAUCUGCAGCAGCCAGCACCUGUAUGAUGGUGAUCAUGGUGUCAUUUCUCAUGAGGAGUCUGAACAGAAUUCAGAAUAUCAUGAGCAUGCUGAUAAUCACGAUCAACUUAGACGAAACCUGUAUGCCAUCGUAUCCAAAGCCCUUCCGCAGCAGGAUCCGAAGAUACUCAAGGAUCUUAUUCGUCAUCUUAUGGAUGAAGAAGGUGUAAGUGCUGUAGAAAAUCUCCCACAUGUGGAACUGCAGACACUCACUCGAUUCUUGAAGACUGUUCCAGCGAAAAUUCUCCACAAAGCCUUCCAAGACCCAAUUGCAGGUGAAAUGCAGCGAUACGAGUCAUGA